Aspergillus bombycis is the source of this 324-nucleotide messenger RNA. RefSeq lists its product as uncharacterized. The record is from RefSeq and is a predicted model, not a curated record. Bases 1 to 324 code for a protein of 107 amino acids. The transcript has a single exon. Lineage: Eukaryota; Fungi; Ascomycota; Eurotiomycetes; Eurotiales; Aspergillaceae.
AUGAGUGUCCGGGGAGAGAUGGGCUGUCGGGGUGGCGAUGUGAACAGUCUCUCCAAUCAUGGAGGCUGCUUGCUGCGCGGUGACAAGGGCUUAGUUAAUAUUGAUGUGACCCACGAAGGAGGUACCGGUACUUGUCCAGACGUUGUAGAUCUGGGCUAUUCGGAUGUACCCAUCGUAGAAGCCUGGGCUGAGCUUCCCGUGUGGCCGGAGCAUGUCAGUUCAUCUGUCGAGGAGGGCUUUUGGAUUGGUCCGGACUCGCAUCCGUCGGUUGACGGUGAUGCUCUUGACCAGUGUGCCCUUUCUAGUGGCUGUGGCAGGCGCUGA